This is a messenger RNA of Hibiscus syriacus, 1432 nucleotides long. RefSeq names its product probable purple acid phosphatase 20. Gene Ontology annotation, molecular function: acid phosphatase activity; metal ion binding. NCBI's taxonomy places the organism in Eukaryota, Viridiplantae, Streptophyta, Magnoliopsida, Malvales, Malvaceae. The record is from RefSeq and is a predicted model, not a curated record.
AAACCAAAAAAAUAAAACCAUUUAUGCUAGCUUCCUGCAAUCUUCUUCUACAUCAUCAACAUCGUCCUGCUGGCCAUGGCUGUUAUUAAAGUGCAGGUUCUGGUUUUUGUAUUAGCUAUGGCCUUUGCCGGAUUCAUUGGCUCUGUUGUUUCCUAUGAUCGUCCUCCUGCUGGCAAGCACAUUUCCAUUCUUCAACCAAAGGUUUCCUCAUCUACUCCUCAACAGGUGCAUAUAUCCGUAGUUGGUGCUGAUCAAAUGAGGAUAUCUUGGAUUACGCAAAGCUCGGCUCCAGCAGUAGUAGAUUACGGUACAUCUCCAAAGAGUUACACCAACUCUGCUUCUGGCACUUCAUCUUCCUAUCGUUAUCUUUUCUACAAAUCCGGUGAGAUUCACGAUGCCGUCAUUGGUCCGUUGAAUCCGAACACCAUCUAUUACUACCGAUGCAGCUCGGAUUCAUCCCGCGAAUUUAGUUUCAAAACUCCACCAGCUCAACUCCCGAUCAAAUUCGCUGUUGCUGGUGAUCUUGGGCAGACAGAUUGGACAAAUUCAACUCUCCAACACAUAGGACAAUUGAAUCACGACAUGUUGUUACUGCCAGGAGACUUGGCAUAUGCUGAUCUGAUGCAACCUCUAUGGGAUUCAUUCGGCCGCCUGGUCGAGCCUCUGGCUAGUCAACGGCCCUGGAUGGUUACGCAAGGCAACCACGAAGUCGAAAGGAUGCCUCUCGUCCAUAAGACCCCCUUCACGGCCUACAACGCGCGAUGGCAUAUGCCGUUUGAGCAAAGCGGAUCCACUUCCAACUUGUACUACUCUUUCGACGCGGCCGGUGUCCAUGUUAUCAUGCUCGGCUCUUACACCAAUUUCGAUCCCGCUUCCGAUCAAUUCAAAUGGCUGCAAGCUGACUUGGGGAAGAUUGACAGGGGGAAAACUCCAUGGAUCAUUGUCAUAGUCCAUGCACCAUGGUACAAUACCAAUACUGCUCACCAAGGGGAGUCUGCAGCAGAUCUUAUGAAGACAUACAUGGAACCAUUGCUUUAUAAAGCUCAAGUCGAUAUCGUUCUGGCCGGCCAUGUUCAUGCUUAUGAACGCUUCACUCGAGUUUAUAACGGAAAAGCUGAUGAUUGUGGUCCGGUCUACAUCACGAUCGGCGACGGCGGAAACCGCGAAGGUCUAGCUAACAAGUAUAUGGAUCCGAAACCUGAAACAUCAGUGUUCAGGGAAGCAAGCUUCGGGCACGCCCAACUUGAAAUGGUGAACGCGACACAUGCUCUGUGGAAUUGGCAUAGGAACGACGAUAGUGCUACAGUUGCUUCAGAUUCAGUUUGGUUCACAAGCCUAUCGUCUCUUCCUGUUUGUAAACUUUGAUGUUUAAUCCUACGUUACAGCUUUAUUAUUUGUAUGAAACAAUAAACCAUAGGGAAAAUGUAAUAAA